AGAGCCUCAUAACCUAGCACUAAGCUCUUCAUCCUCCUCUUUUCUUUUCUUUAUAGUGCAGGAAUUGUAGUCGUUCAUGGCUUCCCAUAAUCCGUCCCCAUGGAUCUAUGCUAAUAUUAGAAUGAUCUGCUUAGCCUUAUUAUUUAUGCUUCUUGUUGAAAUAUCCACCGCUCAUGAACUUUCCCCAGCUUUCUAUGCAACUUCAUGUCCCAGAGCACUUUCCACCAUCAAGUCCGCUGUGAGAUCUGCGGUUGCAAGAGAGGCUCGAAUGGGAGCCUCCUUGCUUCGUCUUCAUUUCCAUGAUUGCUUUGUUAAUGGUUGUGACGCUUCAAUACUGUUGGAUGACACAUCAAGUUUCACGGGAGAGAAAAAGGCAGGCCCGAAUAACAAUUCAGUGAGGGGAUUCGAAGUCAUAGACAACAUUAAAAAACAGUUGGAGAGUUUGUGCCCAGGAAUCGUCUCUUGCGCAGAUAUUGUAGCUGUUGCAGCCAGGGACUCUGUUGUUGCUCUGGGGGGACCAACUUGGAAUGUUCAAUUGGGAAGAAGAGACUCCACCACUGCAAGUAAAGACGCAGCCACAUCCAACCUCCCACCCCCGACAUUAGAUCUAAAUGGCCUAAUCUCUGCCUUCUCCAACAAAGGUUUCACGGCCAAGGAAAUGGUUGCUCUCUCAGGUUCUCACACGAUAGGACAAGCACGAUGCUCAAGCUUCCAGGGCAGGCUUAAUAAUGAAAAAACAAUAGAUUCGAAAUUCGCAAAAUCGCUGAAAUCCAAAUGUUCGAGCGGUGGAUCUGGCACAGCACUAUCACCACUGGACGUGAGUACCCCAACGGCCUUCGAUAAUUCUUACUACAAGAACUUGUUGAGCCAAAAGGGUCUGUUGCACUCCGACCAACAGCUCUUUAGCAAAGGAUCUACGGACUCUCAGGUCAUUGCGUAUAGCAACAAUGUUGGAAGCUUCAGAACCGAUUUCGCUAAUGCAAUGGUGAAGAUGGGAAACCUCAGUCCUCUCACUGGGACUAGUGGUCAGAUCAGGACCAACUGUAGGAAAGUCAACUGAGAUUUAGGCUCUUGAUUCUGUCCAAUUUUCCAGUUUUUCUUUUUUCUUUUUUCUUUUUUAUAAAAAUAAAAAAUAAAAAAAGAAUUAGUUUGAAUUUGGUGUGUUACAAAGUGUUAUUAGCCUGGCUCUCUUGUUCUUUUUUUUUUUUUUUUCCCUGAAAAAAAAAAAGAAAAAACAAAAGAAAAGCAUAUAUUACAAGAAUAAAAAGCAAAUUACAUUUUUCUUUUUUUUUUUUUUUUUGCUUGAAACAAAUUACUUUUUUAUUUGCCUCAUAAAAUGUGAUCCCAUAUGUAGAAAUAUCAACUUAGAUAUUUCUUGGACUUAGAUAUAUUCAUGAACUUUAUCAACUUGUUUUUAUUUUUUUGGUACCCAAAAAAAAAGAAAAAAAUUGUUUUAUUUUUUUAAUAUGCUUCUUAAAAUUUUUUGGGUUAGGAAAAUAUUUUCUAACGUCAACUGUCGAAUGGCAUACCCGUGAAAGCCCGUGUUUUGGCUUUCAUUGAAAAUAAAUAAAUAAAUGAAACCCACCCCGAUUUGGCAUGGACAUUGACCUUAGAGUUGAACCAGCAAUAGUUCUGAAAAUCAUAGCCUCAGUGGGAAUAGUUUAUUCCAGUGGAGGAUUUAUCAGGACCCGUGUACUAUUUAAUUCCUGGCCGGAUUGGAGUUAUUCGAAAAAAUUCAAUAUGAAUGCUGAUGAGUUGUUUAGAAAUAUAAAAUAUGGACAGAAUGUUUUUGGUGUUUUUUGGCUGAAAAAAAUAUGGAAAGGAUCAGAAUUGGAAAA
Molecule: messenger RNA, 1838 nt
Organism: Ziziphus jujuba (common jujube)
Lineage: Eukaryota; Viridiplantae; Streptophyta; Magnoliopsida; Rosales; Rhamnaceae
Product: cationic peroxidase 1
Exons: 4
Coding region: 77-1060 (327 amino acids)
Biological process (GO): response to oxidative stress; hydrogen peroxide catabolic process
Molecular function (GO): heme binding; peroxidase activity
Source: RefSeq, a predicted model, not a curated record